This is a messenger RNA of Capsicum annuum, 1718 nucleotides long. RefSeq names its product indole-3-glycerol phosphate synthase, chloroplastic. The record is from RefSeq and is a predicted model, not a curated record. Bases 138 to 1385 code for a protein of 415 amino acids. The transcript is spliced from 10 exons. Gene Ontology annotation, molecular function: indole-3-glycerol-phosphate synthase activity; phosphoribosylanthranilate isomerase activity. Lineage: Eukaryota; Viridiplantae; Streptophyta; Magnoliopsida; Solanales; Solanaceae. Gene Ontology annotation, biological process: L-tryptophan biosynthetic process.
AAAAGAAAAGAAAAAAAAUAAUAGACGGUUGGAUUGGACCUUAUGCGUUGCGGGGACUGACGGUUGGCGGCUGCGGCCCCCUUUUUCUGGUUCAACAUAAAUAGUUGGCCAUCAAGUCAACAUUUUUUUUCUCUCUAAUGGAUUCCGUAAUCCCAUUGAGAACCACCACGGCCACCGCCGCGGCAACGGCGACAGAGGCAACUUCAGCGGCGGCAACAGUAAGACCUCGGUUCUCGUUUCAACUCCUUGCAAAUCUCAGACCAAAGAAACCGGCAUUUCCCUUAUCAGUUCCAACGACUAUUUUCACGAGCCAUCAAGGUCGGGUUUUGCCUCGAUGUUCACCUCUUCGAGCUCAAGAGGAUGGUUCAGUGGUGGUUUCUGAAUCCUCCAUUCCUGAAGGAGAAGCUCUCAAAAUCAAGGAGUGGGAAGUAGAAAGAUUCCAAGAUGAAAUUGCAGCAAGUCAGGGUAUAAAAAUUAGAAGGAGGCCGACAACAGGACCUCCUUUGCACUAUGUUGGCCCUUUUGAAUUUCGUAUGCAGAAUGAAGGCAAUACUCCAUGUAACAUACUAGAAGAAAUUAUCUGGUACAAGGACAAGGAAGUCUCACAGAUGAAAGAGAAGAAACCACUUAUUCUACUGAAAAAACAACUUAGCGGUGCUCCACCUACUAGAGAUUUUCUAGGAGCUUUGAAGGCAUCAUAUUCAAGAACAGGGUUGCCUGCUCUUAUUGCUGAAGUGAAGAAGGCUUCUCCAAGUAGAGGUGUUCUGCGUGAAGAUUUCAAUCCAGUUGAGAUUGCCAAAGCCUAUGAAAAAGGUGGAGCAGCAUGCCUAAGUGUUUUGACAGACCAGAAAUAUUUUCAGGGAAGCUUUGAAAAUCUAGAGGCCAUAAGGAAUGCUGGAGUAGAGUGCCCUUUGUUGUGUAAAGAAUUUGUUAUAGAGGCUUGGCAAAUCUACUAUGCUCGGGUCAAAGGUGCGGAUGCAAUUUUGUUAAUUGCUGCUGUUCUACCAAAUCUUGACAUCCAAUAUAUGAUUAAGAUCUGCAAAUUACUUGGAUUGACAGCACUAGUUGAGGUACAUGAUGAGACGGAGAUGGAUCGUGUCCUCGGAAUUGAGGGGGUUGAGCUGAUUGGCAUAAAUAAUAGAGACCUUGGAACUUUCAAGGUGGACAUUAGCAAUACUAAGAAACUCCUGGAAGGAGAGCGUGGAGAAAAGAUUCGGGAGAAGGGCAUAAUUGUGGUUGGGGAGUCUGGACUAUUUACUCCAGCUGAUAUUGGUUAUGUACAAGAAGCUGGUGUCAAAGCGGUGCUAGUUGGUGAGUCGCUUGUAAAACAGGAGGAUCCUACUAAAGGAAUUAGUGGACUCUUUGGUAAAGACAUCUCCUGCUAAGAUGCACAGCCAGUUGACUCUGUCACUGUUCCUUUUCGGAGUGAUCUAUUUGAGAUUCUUCACCACAAUUUUGGAUUGUUGGUCACCUGAUUGCUUCAGUGUAAGAUAUAAUAUAUAGAUAAGUGCAGUAUGAAGGGAAAUGCUUACGGGAAGCCUGUUUCCAUUAAUUUUAUAUUUCUAUUUGAUACUUGGUACACUUUAGAAUUGUUAGUAUUUGAACAAGUGCUUCGGUUUCAGUUCAAAAUGGUUGUAAUAUUUAUGUUGUAAUAUUUCCACAAUAAAAGUGCUGCUUAGUAGGCAUUCUAUAGAAAUUGACUAGCACGUUUACACAAA